UUCUUAAUCUAACUUAACCUAACCUAACCUAACCUAACCCUAUUCAAAAUUUAUUCUAAACCCUAACCUGGUUUUGAGAUGUAACCUAAAAUAAUUGGUUUAUAAAUUUAACAAAACAUUGUUAUAUAUCAAAAAUAAUUAUGUCACUCAUUCGAAGAGGACAGCAAUGGGGAACAUUUGCCCGGAUUUGGCAUAUAUUCGAUGCAACUUGGCAAGAUCCAUUUAAAAGUGCAGAAAUAAUAAAACACUAUCUAAUGGGAUUGUAUAAACCAAUAUAUCACCCUAUGAAUGAUUGCGGUGAUCAUGUAGUAGUGAUAAAUAGCAAAGAAAUUGCAUUAGCUGGAACUGAAUGGCGAAAACGUGUAUACUUCCAUCACAAUACGUACCACGGUGGUGCCACUUGGACUCUUGCUUGGGAAUUACAUAGCAAAGAUCCGACUUUGAUUGUAGAGAAGGCUGUAUAUAGAGCAUUACCAAAGAAUUUACAACGGAGGCACACUAUGCAAAGACUACAUAUAUUUCCGGAUGAAAAAGUACCAGAAGAGAUAUUGAAAAAUAUUGGCAAUCAGAUCAAACAACUGAGGCCAGUACCAGUCAGACUAGAUCAUAUUCCACAAGAAGAAGUGGACAACUUUCCAAGAAUUGUACAAUAUCCUAAACAUUAUAUCUUAAAAUAACAGGUUCAAUAUAUCUCUAUGUUAAAAUAUGU
Molecule: messenger RNA, 709 nt
Organism: Pseudomyrmex gracilis
Lineage: Eukaryota; Metazoa; Arthropoda; Insecta; Hymenoptera; Formicidae
Gene: mRpL13
Product: 39S ribosomal protein L13, mitochondrial
Exons: 4
Coding region: 141-677 (178 amino acids)
Biological process (GO): translation; negative regulation of translation
Cellular component (GO): ribosome; mitochondrial large ribosomal subunit
Molecular function (GO): mRNA binding; structural constituent of ribosome
Source: RefSeq, a predicted model, not a curated record